AAAGCAUGGUUGGAUUAAUAUGCACCCGGAGUAAGUAGAAUAUCUGAGGAUGCUCCGUGGAUCCGUCCUGUCUCCGGACUGGUAUAAGAGUGGAGAGGGUCAAGGUUUACUUGCUCAUCUUGCUCAUCCAACUACAGGAAAUAGACGGUUGUAUGGUAUACUGGAAUAUCCUAAUAUCCCACCUUCUAUAGAAUGUGUAGAGUACAAAGUAUUUUUGGUUGGGGAGACUGGUGUUGGAAAAUCGGCGGUGGCCGGCUGGCUGGCUGGUCUUCCCGCAUGGAACAGACAAGCCGGAGAAAGUCCUGGUUUACGCGUCACGACUGUUUAUUGGCCUGCUAAACUACAAAAUAAUCUUCGUAUAUUCAAGUUGAAUAUCUGGGACACGGGGGCUGGAGCAAUGAAAAAGUACGGACACAUGUAUCCGUCCUGCAAGGACGGAGCACACGGAGUUCUUGUUCUCUUCUCCUUCUCCGACCGGAGUUCUUGGGAGGAGAUACCUGCCCUAGUUCAGAGAACAGUCCUACCUCAAGAUCCGAUAACUCCGAUAGUUGUUGGAAACCGUUUUGGGAAUCUAGCUGAGACAACCGUCUCGGCGGGAGAAAUUGCGGAGUUUGAACAGAACUGGAAUAUUCCGGUUGUUUGUGUGAGAAAUCAAACCAACUCCUCAAAUCCGGGUAGCAUCACGGAGGUUGCAACGGUGCUAAAUACAAUAUGCGAGCAGUUAUGGAUUGCGAACAGAAAACCCAGGCAUGCCAUCAAUCUAUGAACAAUGGACCAAUUAAAUUUGUAAUUCAUUUUCAGUAUUAUAGAAAUAUUCAGUAUUAUUGAAUUCAUGUUAGUGAACAACUUCGAGUGUUCCAAAAAAAUAUUAUAUCCAUUUUCCCUUUUAUGAAAGAUAAUGUAUUCCCACACAUUGCAACCAGUUACUAUGUAUUGUUAUAUGUGUUUUGUAACUAUAUUUUUAUUUUUGUACUUGAAAUAAAGAAAAUAAAUUUU
This is a messenger RNA of Eurytemora carolleeae, 996 nucleotides long. Its product is annotated as REM2- and Rab-like small GTPase 1. The transcript has 6 exons. The coding region runs from base 50 to 766 and encodes 238 amino acids. NCBI's taxonomy places the organism in Eukaryota, Metazoa, Arthropoda, Copepoda, Calanoida, Temoridae. Gene Ontology annotation, molecular function: GTP binding; GTPase activity. The record is from RefSeq and is a predicted model, not a curated record.